This is a messenger RNA of Protopolystoma xenopodis, 663 nucleotides long. The record is from the annotation of a GenBank genome assembly. NCBI's taxonomy places the organism in Eukaryota, Metazoa, Platyhelminthes, Monogenea, Polystomatidea, Polystomatidae.
AUGAACUGGUUGUCUGAGCCCACGUCUCUGCUUUCCCCCCACCCCCGUCUCGACGAUGCUUUGCAGACGAGGCAAGCUGAGGCAGGCAUGACUGCAGGCCAAAACGCCAUAAAGGCAUGCAACCGUGAGGAAGACGCUCCGCCUGAUUCAAUCUGGCUUGCCGAAACGACCGGCCUAUGGUCUGACCACUGCGGUUGUAAGACACGUUGCCUUGGCAACCGGACAGUUUGCUGCCCCCUUCUCAUCAGAUGGCUUGAGUCCGAAUCGGCUUUCGAGGUAGGGAGGCUCGGAAGAACUGUGAAAUCGCAUAUUGUCGAGGGUGAAGUGAAGCAAUUGUGGGAUUGCAUCACAUACUCUCGCCUCACUAGGACUCUGGAAUUCGUCUCAUCGUCCAAUCAGAACUGCAAGCGGGACUCGAACCACGGAGGCACACGCCCCAAUCUGGCCACACUUUAUGGGGAGGCUAGUACGCCUCAGCAGGACUCGAGCAUGAUGGAGGACUACUUGGCACUAAUUGAGGAGUAUGCCGAGUUUAGCGAAAAAUGCAUGGCUGUCUAUGGAUACAAAACCAAGUACAAGCAGCAAAUGAGCAUGAUGGGCUGCUCAAAUGUGUGUUUCCUGAUGGUUGCAUGUUUAUGGUUUGAGUCCCGCGGUAGCUGCUGA